Molecule: messenger RNA, 5531 nt
Organism: Stegastes partitus (bicolor damselfish)
Lineage: Eukaryota; Metazoa; Chordata; Actinopteri; Pomacentridae
Product: large neutral amino acids transporter small subunit 4-like
Exons: 14
Coding region: 216-1931 (571 amino acids)
Biological process (GO): transmembrane transport; neutral amino acid transport
Molecular function (GO): neutral L-amino acid transmembrane transporter activity; L-amino acid transmembrane transporter activity
Source: RefSeq, a predicted model, not a curated record
CUGUGAGAGAAAGAAGGAAGAGAAGCAUCUGGUGUGAGAAGCACAUCUCUGUCCUCCGGGUUUGUCUUCGAGGGACGUUGGGAGCCGCAGAGGAAGUGAGCCGAGGCCGGAGCCGCUCCGCCGCCCUCCUCCCCCUCCGGACCGCUCGCUCAGGCUCCAGCAGCCUCUCUUAGAUCCGGUCAGGUCCUCUCACUGCUACCUCCAGCCCAGCAGACAUGGCUCCCACCCUGGCCACGGCCUUCUCCCGCCGCUGGUGGAUGGCGGUGACGGCGGUCAUCGAGAACCUGCUUUUCUCUGCGGUGCUGCUCGGCUGGUCGUCCCUGCUCAUCAUGCUCAAGUCCGAGGGCUUCUACUCCUACAUGUGCAGCAGACCAGAAAACAGCUCCAGUCUGAACCUCUCCACCGCCAACACCUCUAAGGCUGACAGUGAAGAAGAGGAGUAUCUGCUGAUGAACAACUGGCCCAUCUGCAAAGACCAGGACGAGAUGCUGAACCUGGCCUUCACGGUGGGCUCCUUCCUGCUGUCGGCCAUCACUCUGCCCCUGGGCAUCGUCAUGGACAAAUACGGGCCGCGGAAGCUGCGACUUCUGGGAAGCGCUUGCUUUGCCUUCUCCUGCCUCCUCAUCGCCUACGGUGCCAGCGAUCCCAACAAUCUCUCCAUCCUGAUCUUCUUUGCGUUGGCAUUAAACGGAUUUGGAGGCAUGUGCAUGACCUUCACCUCCCUGACGCUUCCCAACAUGUUUGGAGACCUGAGGUCCACCUUCAUCGCCCUGAUGAUUGGAUCCUAUGCUUCCUCUGCUGUCACGUUCCCCGGCAUCAAGGUGAUCUAUGAUCUGGGUGCCACCUUCAUCUCCAUCCUGCUGGUUUGGGCCGGCUGUGCCGGCCUCGUCUUCCUCAACUGCUUCAUCAACUGGCCUCUGGAGCCUUUCCCAGGCCCAGAAGACAUGGACUUCACGGUGAAGAUCAAGUUCAGCUGGCUGGGCUUUGACCACAAGAUCACAGGGAAGCAGUUUUAUCGCCAGGUGACCACAGUGGGCCGGCGUCUCAGCGUCGGCAACUCAAUAAAGCAGCAGCACCAGCCAGCCAAAGACCUGGCCACUCAGGAGGGCAACAAGCUGUGUCUGUCCACCGUCGACCUGGAGGUGAAGUGCAAGGGCCAGGAGCAGACUCAGUCUUUCAUGAAGAGUAUCUUCAGUCCCAUCUUCCUGCUGAGCCUCAUCACCAUGUGUGUCACUCAGCUGCGCCUCAUCUUCUACAUGGGAGCCAUGAACACCAUCCUGGAGUCUCUGACGGACGGAGACCUCAGCACAGUGAGCGUGUACACCUCCAUCUUUGGCGUCCUCCAGCUUCUGUGUCUGGUCACCUCUCCUGUGAUUGGCUACGUCAUGGACUGGAAACUCAGAGAGUGCGAGGACGAGAACGACAAGAGUGUCAAGAGAGAGCCUGGUCAGCCCCGCCCCCCCAGCAAGCAGAUCCAGAAGAUCAUCAACGCCACCAGGGCCUUCAUCUUCACCAACCUGCUCCUGGUUGGCUUUGGAGUCACCUGCAUCGUCCCCAACCUGCCACUCCAGAUUCUGUCCUUCAUCCUGCACACUAUCGUCAGAGGCUUCAUCCACUCUGCGGUCGGAGGCCUCUACGCCGCCGUGUACCCGUCCUCCCAGUUUGGCAGCCUGACGGGCAUGCAGUCUCUGAUCAGCGCUCUGUUCGCCCUGCUGCAGCAGCCUCUCUUCAUGGCCAUGGUGGGACCCCUGGACGGAGACCCUCUAUGGGUGAACGUGGGCCUGUUGGUGCUGAGCAUGCUGGGAUUCUGCCUGCCCCUCUACCUGCUGUGCCACAGCCGCCACCUCCAGCGCCUCAGAGACGAGCGCGACGAGGAUCCCAAGAUCUACGUCAAGAUGAACAACGGCAGCUCGCCCGAGGCCUGCGUCUAGACCGCAAGGAGGAAGAGUCUCUAAAAAGCGGAGAGGACGAGCUACGCUAAGAGAGAAGGAGGGCGGAGGAGGUCUUCUACCUGUGUGACACACCUUUUACAUUCCUCACACACACACACACACACACACUGUACACUGCUACAUGACUGAACACCACUGUGACGCCCACCUUCACCCUCUCUGACACGAGACGCUGUGAAAACCUGACACACACACACUCGGCCACACGGGGAGCUCACCGUCCCUCCACUGCACCUCCCAACUGACUAAAGGGAGACAAGACGACUGGUUUUAUCUCCUCCACGUGUCUCCCUCUUCACAUCUCGCCAUUUUUAUUUCACGCUGCUACAUCUGUCACUGACGGCCAACUGGUUUCGCCUCCACCAGUCCUACACAGAAACCACAGGAGGAGACGAUGCCAGCCAAAGGAAAACCACAGCGAGGACAGUUUUGGAGACAAAUGUAAAAAACAAUCUCAGUGACAGUGUUGGUGUGUUGUGAACAUUUUGGACUGCAGUAACCAUGACGACCUUUGGAUUGCUUCAGGGUGGUCUGAGGUGCUGCUCAUCCAGCCAACCCUCAUCUAUCUCAGACAUGUUUAUAUGUGAGAACAAGUACACACACACACACACACACAAGUAGCAUCCUCAGUCAUGGCAUCUCCGCUUUCCUCUUGUGCUCGAGGGCAUUAAGUGAAUCCACAGGAGGUAUCAGUUCAGGUUGAAAUUCAUACUGCGACAGCUUUGUGAUCAGCACACAACACUCAGACAAGUCAGUCGAGGAAGCACCGCAGCAGCAUCUCUGCGUGCGUCUGUGUUAGCUAACGCAGUUUGAUGGUUUAGUUUCUGCAUGAUGCCAGAGACAGUGCUGGUCCUUGAUUUCACUGGUGCAGGAAGACACAACCAGCUGCCAUGUUUUCGUUGUACGUCCAUACAUUUGGAAUAUGUAAUCGUUUAUGUAUUUACUUGCAAUAUGAUCUCAGAUGCGUUGUUUAAUCUUUGUUCCUUAUGCAUGAGCUGAUUAUGUAAAGGAGGAGAUGUGCUUAUAGCAGGGAGACGGGACAAAGACGUUAGACAUCGUGUGUUUUUACAGGUCGGAGCGGCGCUUAUCGUAUCGCUGCUCACAUGAACUUGGGUUCUGGAUUCGUUGUAGCAAUAAGUGCUCCUGCGAGGUGCUGGGCGACACGUCGACGCACCGUCACACACGGACAGGCAACGUUUUACGGACUCUGUUUCUGAAUCGCAAAAGGUGCUAGUUGAAUCACAGAAGUUUGUGUUUUGCUUUAAGACGCUGUUGAGGUCAUUUUUCAAAGGCAACAAAUUGCCGCCAAAUUCCUACUAAGAGCAUGUUUUUCUCUACACGGUGGACUCCAAAGAACCAAUCAGCUUACCAUUUCUAGUUACCUUUGCUCUUUGUUUCUUUUCUUCUCUGCACUGUAACACAAAGUGCAACCGCAGCAGCAGCAGCUCUGGGAAACUUAAAUUCACCUCUUACAGACAUAAAGGGAGAUUUGCUCGGAGGUAGCAGGCCGAUAGAGACGUCCAGCUUCUGAGAAAAGAAGCAGAGCGCGAUGAGACUAAACCCAGACAACAAAGAGUCUUUGUAUUUGAAAGAGAAGCCCAGAACAGAAGCGUGGAGUGUGUAGACGAUGAUGCAGGGAGAUAAUAACUCAGUCUGCUCUCUCCAAAUGCCGUGCAGCGAAGCUCCUCACAUGUUUUUUCCUGCCGGGCAGUAACUGACAGAAGCACGUCCAAAGACAGCCCUGACCCUCAGAGUGCCUCUCUGUGAUGGGAGGAGUGGAUCCAGGCAGUCCCUCUCUGUCUCCCUCCAUCUAUCCAUCCAUUCAUCUGUCGCUUUCAUCCAGCAAUUCAAACGUGUCUUGAAAUGUUUACCGUUGACAGAGCUGAGAGACGAGCCUCUGCUGCCAUCGGACGCCCCCAGCGAGUGAGAAUUGAAUGGCACAUGAUGCACUUUAGACCUCCAAAAUGGACCUCAGUCAUGUAUUUCUGAGCGGCCUGCAUUGUACACGCGGUGCACGGCUGCUUUUAUGGGGGUGCAUGAUGCAAAGAAUGUAGACUCAGAGCUUCGGAUGUAGAUUUGUACUUCAGAACGUGGGAUCAGAAAGAUGCUGUUAUUUUUUUAUACUCAGAUUUUAAAAAACCUAUUGCUUCACAUGUUUGUUGUAUCGCCUUUAUGUGCAAGGACAGCGCGGCAGGGGCUCGUCUCUCAGUUCAGGAACCUUCAUCCGUCAUGCCAAUCACAGCGUGUUCUAAAUGAGUUCAGAAAGAAGCUGAGGGGAAUGUGUGGAGUCAAACUGGUGCCGAAAUUCUUGAAACGUACUUAGGUGGAGGACAUAUGUGAAGAGAGUUUUGUGUCGUGGGAAACAAGUGGUGUACAUGUGUAAUGAAAGAUUUCUGCACGGUGAGCUGAAUGUUGCAUAACACACACUUUGUGGGUGUGUGUAGGAAAAGGAAGCACCUUGAUUGUUUAAAUUAAAAAUGAUAUAAAUCCACCAAAGUCCCGACCAAGAUCCAUGACUGAAGCUUUUCAGACAUGAACCUACACAGACGACAUGCAGGAGUUCACAGCUUCUGUUUACGUUGCUUGAUCCAAAAAUGGUGUAGAAUCUGUAUUUAUCCAUCUGCUUAUGUGGGUGAUGGCUGUGAUCUGAAUCAUGUUUUAUUUGUCAGUCAGAUAAAUCCACAGAGACUCGGAGCACAUCCGUGGCUUUGAGAGACUUUACAGUAUGUGUACAGAUCUUCUCUUACAAAUCUACAGCUUCUGUUUCCACUUCACAAAGCCAGAUUUAUGGUACACCUGUCAUUAGUCAAACGGAUCAAGGCACUAGUUUAACUCCACAAAGCCGAUCUCUGGUGUGUCCUGUAGCUGAAGUCGUUGUGACUGGAGGUUGCAGCCAGGUGCAGAUGCAGCGACAUAAAUGUGGGUAACGAUGGACGUUGAUUUUUUGAUUUGCCUGGUAACCCGUUGUGAACGCACUCUCAGCAGCAGCGUGAUAAUAAUGUCACUUCCAGGCUGUUUGUCUUGGAUUGAUGUCACACAUGUAGCGUCAUGUGAUAACUGAGCCUGGCUGACUGACUGAUGAGUUCAUUGGGAACCCAAUCAGCACCUUCCUUCACUGCCGUACCUUAAACAUCUCAUGCUGCCCUCAAUGCCAUCAUCUCCCUGGCCCAACCCCAACCUCCUUGGAGAGGGAUUGUUCUCAAGUUUGGUUUAUGAUCGAUGUAUUGAUGAACUGUUUGUUUAUUUGAUGAUGAAUUCCCGGCGUCGGUGUUUGGUUUUGGGCGUUUUAGGCUCUGUGUGAUGAUAAGAAACAGAUAUGAGCUGAAACACUGACGCUGUGUUCCCUUCUCUUUUUUUCUGCUCCAUUUUAGUUGUGUUGUCUUUUAUUAAGCUUCUUUUUCUCCAUCUGAUGUUUACGAGAAUGUGUAUUUUAAUGAUCUUACGUUGUAUAUUUGGUUUUCUUUCGUCUUGUACCACAGUAUAGCCAUUGUCAUUGACUUUUCAAGACAUGCUGUUUCAACUGAAAGAAAAAAAAAAGACAGAUCAUUAUAUGAAGCAAAAUAAACACGAUAAUUUGUA